Molecule: messenger RNA, 402 nt
Organism: Rotaria sordida
Lineage: Eukaryota; Metazoa; Rotifera; Eurotatoria; Philodinida; Philodinidae
Source: the annotation of a GenBank genome assembly
AUGACAUACCCGUUAAAAGAAGAACAUUUAACUAAUUGGGAUGCACUAAAGUCCAAACAAUCUUCUAUUGUAUCAUUACGUGAAAAUAACCUACUAUCUAUUCCAAAUAAUAAACAUUUAUUAACAUCACUCUCACCACGCACUAAUCUACCACAAAAGGAACCUCAUACUCUUCGAGAUCUUUAUAAUGAUUUACCAGAAAAAGUACCACCGGGUCAAGGAAAUCUUGUUCCAUUACCUGAAACAAAACCACAUGCAAUGCAUGAGAACUAUUAUCAUUAUUGGCAUUAUUAUAAGCUGAAAACUCCUGAUGGGAACAUGCAUCAUUGUCAAACUACUGAUGGUCAACCAAUACCUUACGAUGCAAUUGAUCCUUCACAAAAUGCUCACGAAUCUCUAUGA